Molecule: messenger RNA, 558 nt
Organism: Carya illinoinensis
Lineage: Eukaryota; Viridiplantae; Streptophyta; Magnoliopsida; Fagales; Juglandaceae
Exons: 1
Coding region: 1-558 (185 amino acids)
Molecular function (GO): nucleic acid binding; RNA-DNA hybrid ribonuclease activity
Source: RefSeq, a predicted model, not a curated record
AUGAGACAGGCUGCACAGAAAAUUGAAAAUCUUGCCGUUCUUUCCUCUCAGCAAACAACUAAUCCUACAACUACUACUCAGACUCUCCAGUGGAAUGCUCCCCCUGCUAAUGUGUACAAAGUCAACUGGGAUUCUGCUGUGGAUAAAGUGAAUUGCAAAGUGGGUGUUGGGACUAUUAUUCGUGAUUGGGAAGGAAGAGUGAUAGCUUGUAUGAGGAUGUGCAAACCUUUAUUUCCUAACCCUUAUUUGGCUGAGGCAUUUGGUGCUUUGCAUUCUGCAAAGUUGGCUAUUGACAUUGGACUAAAACAGAUCAAACUUGAAGGGGAUGCAAUGAAUGUUAUAAAUGAUAUUAAAGGCAACAAAGCAAGCUGGAAACAAACUGGUUUGAUAAUUAAUGAUAUCAAGCAAGUGUUGCGAGGUUUUGAUUCCUUUUCAAUUGAUUUUACACCUAGAAGUUGUAAUAAUUUGGCUCAUUGUCUAGCUAGAAAUGCACUAAACAUUACUGAUGUCCUUGUUGAUAUUGAGGAUAUCCCUUCUUGUAUUGCAUCUUUAUUGUAA